CUUACAUUGCCCACUGACCGAGGUGGCCCUCCCCACGCUGCAUCAUGAAUGGCAGUGGGAGAGCGGAAAGGAAAGUGGCGUCCUUAUCUAGUGGCUUCUAUCAUGAUGCAACUGGUCCCCAUGGAUGGCAAGUGACUCUCUCUUGGUAGUGACUUGUACGCCUUUGAUAAGUUCUCUUCAUAAGCAACUGACUCCUCGAAAGUGUAAUCAUAUUUCUUCAAACCCCAACGCACUCAAGAACUCCUACCAAAAGUACAUUACUUGAUAACUUCAUUUCUAAGCCCAACACUUAUAACAUCACCCACUACCAAUAACACAACCACAUCAUGCGGCUCAUCAUCCGUGACGACGAGACUGAGGCAUGCAAGUAUGUCGCCAAUUACGUCGUGGAGCGCAUCAAUGCCUUCCAACCCACACCCGAGCAUCCCUUUAUCCUCGGCCUCCCUACAGGCUCUAGCCCGAUCGGAGUGUAUGAUAUGCUAGUACGCAAGUACAAGGCUGGCGAAGUCUCGUUCGAGAAUGUAGUCACCUUCAACAUGGACGAGUACGUCGGUCUUCCUCGAGACGACCCAAACUCCUACCACUCCUUUAUGUGGAAGCACUUCUUCUCUCAUGUCAACAUUCAUCCUUCCAACGUCCACAUACUUAAUGGCAAUGCUGCCAGCCCGGAAGCCGAAUGUGAUGCAUACGAGGAAGCUAUCAAGGCAGCUGGUGGUAUUGAUCUCUUCUUGGCCGGUAUUGGUGAAGACGGGCACAUCGCUUUCAACGAACCCGGAUCUAGCCUUGCCAGUCGUACCCGAGUCAAGACAUUAGCAUACGACACCAUUCUUUCCAACUCGCGCUUCUUUGACAACGAUGUAAGCCGGGUGCCAAGAAUGGCUUUGACUGUGGGCGUCCAAACUGUCCUUGAAGCAAGAGAGGUUGUUGUCAUUAUCCUGGGAGCCCGCAAGGCGCUUGCAUUGCAGAAAUGCGUCGAACAAGGCGUCAACCACAUGUGGUCGCUAUCAUGCCUUCAGCUCCACCCUCAUCCCAUGAUUGUCGUCGACGAGGACGCCACAUUGGAACUUCAGGUCAAGACAGUGAAGUACUUCAAGAGCAUCGAGAAAGUUGCUCGCGAGCAGGGAUUCGAGCAGAUUCUUCCCUCCAAAGUACGAACUGGCAAUGUUGCUAUCCCUGAAACCAGGAUUCGGAGAGCUCAGAGUCCUGCGAUUAUCGCUCCGGAGCCGAUUGCUUCACACCUCUUGCGAGCGACACCUGCGGGUGACUACUCUAUGAGAACCCCUUCGCCCGAUUUGUUCCCCGACCGAAUGGCAUCGCGUAUUCCGGAACCGAACCUGAACCGCAGACUUACGCCCAACCUCGAAGUUCAGACCGACGUCCCAAAGACGAAAGUUGAGAUGAUCGAUAGCGCCGUCGCCAUGUCUCCAGACGCUCCUGUCGCGAAUUUGCUUCAACCGAUGACCGCAAACAUUAAGACAAUGCGAUCACCGUCGCCAGACCUAGUUCCCGACCGUAUGGCCUCUCGCAUUCCUGAGCCAGAUCUAAACCGCAGGUUGACUCCUAACCCCGAACUUCAGAAGAAAAUGAACACCGUCGGGGCGCACUAAACGUGAUAGGUGGAUAUAUUGGGAUAGGAGGAGUAGAAAAGAAAUGGAGAUCAGGAAGGUCUUGUUCAGUCGCUACAGGGUUGGCUCAGGAACAAAAUUAUCAGACUGUAUCAGUAUGACUACAACAAUAGCAUCUUUAGCCCCGUAUUCGAUUAAGGCGUUUAAAUCAGGUUAGAGAUAGAACACAAAUACCACUGGUGGCUUUUAGAUAGGUUGUGUGUUGGAGUUUAUGGGUAUUGCGUGUAUCGUCUUUUGGCGUGGAAGCGUUUGGGGGAAAAGGGUCAUUUCUUGAAAAUCGAUUGUCAUCUAGGACGACUGGAAGAUACACAGGUGUUCAAUACAACCCAUUGCCCCUGUAA
This is a messenger RNA of Fusarium oxysporum Fo47, 1966 nucleotides long. Its product is annotated as glucosamine-6-phosphate deaminase. Gene Ontology annotation, molecular function: identical protein binding; glucosamine-6-phosphate deaminase activity. The coding region runs from base 327 to 1607 and encodes 426 amino acids. Gene Ontology annotation, cellular component: cytoplasm. Lineage: Eukaryota; Fungi; Ascomycota; Sordariomycetes; Hypocreales; Nectriaceae. The transcript is spliced from 3 exons. Gene Ontology annotation, biological process: carbohydrate metabolic process; D-glucosamine catabolic process; N-acetylglucosamine catabolic process. The record is from RefSeq and is a predicted model, not a curated record.